Fonsecaea monophora is the source of this 756-nucleotide messenger RNA. RefSeq lists its product as hypothetical. The coding region runs from base 1 to 756 and encodes 251 amino acids. The transcript has a single exon. Lineage: Eukaryota; Fungi; Ascomycota; Eurotiomycetes; Chaetothyriales; Herpotrichiellaceae. Gene Ontology annotation, molecular function: 2 iron, 2 sulfur cluster binding. Gene Ontology annotation, biological process: iron-sulfur cluster assembly. The record is from RefSeq and is a predicted model, not a curated record. Gene Ontology annotation, cellular component: cytoplasm; mitochondrion.
AUGUCGACGACACAAUUUAUCCCAGCAACGUCUUCAUCCAUUCUCUUCUUCCGGGCCCUGGCAAUUGCCUCGGUCGCGAGAGCAUGUCCGCACCAUUCGUUGAGGACCUUCUCUUCCAGUAUAGCCCCUCGACAAUCAUCGAAGAGAGAGUUAUACACUGCGCCGUCUUAUCAACCCCAUACACUGCCUGCCGAUUUUCCUCUCCCUCCUAGAAACACCAACAUCCCUGACACCUCGAUCGCUGGACCCAACCCGCAACUCAGUGAAAAGAGACAAGACAAAAGAGACGCCGUACAGCAGAACACACUAGAGGAAGCUGCAAGUAUAAGCGUACCAGAAAGAGUGGCACAGAAACCGAAGCCAGUACAGACGGCGCAACCCGAGCAGACCAAAACAGCGAAACCCCGGCGAAGUAAACUACGGCCUCGGAAGGCCGCCAUGACCAUAACACCCAAUGCGCUUGUCCAUCUACGCGAACUUCUGGAUCAACCCAAUCCCAAGAUGAUCAGGGUUGGUGUCAAGAAUCGUGGCUGCUCAGGCCUCGCAUAUCACCUGGAAUAUGUGGACAAGCCCGCUGCCUUUGAUGAGAUUGUUGAGCAAGAGGGGGUUAAAGUCUUAAUCGACAGCAAAGCACUAUUCAGCAUCAUCGGCAGUGAAAUGGACUGGCAGGAAGAUAAGCUGAGUGCCAGGUUCGUCUUUAAGAACCCCAAUAUCACUGAGCAAUGCGGUUGUGGCGAGUCCUUUAGCGUCUCAUAA